GAGCAACAAGGGGGAAGACAGUGAGUGAGUGGCGGCGGGAGUGAAGCCGAGAGAGGGACGGUACCGAGGCGGAGACGGAGGGCGGUCUGUGAGGCGCUCCAGUGUGGUUCGGGUGGUGAGAUGGGCUGGAAGGCUGUGACAAGAAAUGGUGCGACGCUGGGACGCGUGGUGGUGGCGGUGGUGGCGGCGGUCAUCACGCACCUUCACACCACCUCGGGCACUGUGCUUUCCAAUUCCCGGCCUCUGCGUGGUGCCCUGCUGGAUAUCGGCGGCCCGGAACUCGUGCAGCAGGCGCCUCUGGUCGGCGAUGUGUUGGUGCAGACUCUAGGGGCACCAGCAGGGGCACCCGCUUCCUUCGCAGCACCAGUCCCUUUCUCAGCUGCCGGAUUCGCAGCAGGGCAGCAGGACCGCGUACCGCAAGCCGGCGACUACGAGGCUGCGUUACAGGCCGGGUCACUGAUAGCGCAGCAGAUGCUACAGGAGGAGCAGGCGCCAGUCCCCGUUGCCGCAUUUGACAGUGGUCUGAGAGGUUUCGCUGCCGCGGGACCUGGGGUGGGUGGCGGCGCGGCGGGAGCCAGUAGGUUAGGGCUGCUUCACUUCACCUUCAGGAAAACUCAGCCCGUCGCCAAGGGUAUCUCCUCCUGCAGGGGUGUGACGCUGCUCGAGGCGUCUAAGUACUACGUCGACACGUUCAACAUCAGCGUGGCACGAGCCCAAGAGUCCCUGGAGCAGCUCAAUGCCCAGGAGGACGUGAACACCUGCAGGAGUACGGUGGUGCCCCAGUGUCAGGUGGGUGGAGGCCCCCUCGCGGCGGCCUUCUCUGGGGAGCCUCGGGGACUAAAUGAUCCCUCCCAGCCCCGUACCCCUGUGUGUGACCCCUUCGCUCCCUACAGAACUGCUGACGGUACCUGCAAUAACUUGAACAAUCCUCUGUGGGGGUCUGCCAGGAUCCCCUUCGUCAGGUACCUCUCCCCUGCCUACGAGGACGGUGUGGACGAGAUGCGGGGAGAGGGCAGGCUGCCGGGGAUGGAGCUGCCGUCGCCUCGUAUUGUGAGUGUGUCGCUGAACAGUCUGGGGUCGCUGCCAGGGGGAACCACCAAGCCGCGCCCCUCGCUCCUCCUGAUGCAGUGGGGGCAGUUUCUCGACCACGACCUGGUGCACACCCCUGAGGCUACCAGAGUUGAGAACGGGGACACGGUGCCCAUCACCUGCUGUGAGGACGGCGUGACAGAGGUCAGCCCCAACGAUCCGGGGAACGACUGCCGCCCUAUUGACGUGUCCCAGGACCCGCUCUCCACCGCCCAGGGCCGCACGUGCAUGAGAUUCGUCAGGUCCUUGGUGGCUAGCAGAGAGUGUCUUGUGGGUCCUCGUGAGCAGAUGAACCAGGUGACGUCAUACAUAGACGGUUCAGGUGUCUACAGCUCCUCGGACACCGCGGCCCUGGAGCUGAGGACACGAGUGGGCGGCCUGCUGGACGACUCCGCGAACCCUCUGCCCAGGGAGGGAGCGAGGCCCUUCCUUCCCAAAGAGGAGUGCCAGCAUUCCACGGCGAGCGUGUGUUAUAUUGCAGGAGACGAGCGAGUGAACGAGCAGCCGGCCCUCACCUCCAUGCACACGCUGUGGCUCCGGGUGCACCAGAUGACGGCGUCCAAACUAGCGGCGAUCAACCCUCACUGGGACGACGAGACGCUCUACCAGGAGACUCGUAGGAUCGUGGGGGCGCUCCUGCAGCAGAUCACCUACAACGAGUUUCUCCCUGUGGUGCUUGGGGAUGAUCAGGUGCGACGCUACAACCUCCUCUCCGCCCCUGGACACGACCUCACCUAUGACAGCACAGUGGACGCCUCUGUAGCCAACUCCUUCGCCACCGCCGCCUUCAGGUUCGGACAUUCCCUCGUGAAGGACAUCCUGCAGGGGUCUCAGGGUCGUGAAGCGCCCCUGGUCGGCAGUUUCAUGGAUCCCCACGUGCUGAGGGAGCCAGACACGGGGCCUUCUGACCUGCUGGGGGGCGAGGCGGGCACUGAUGCUGACCCUAUUGACGCCUUCCUGGUCAAUUCGCUGACCCAUCUCCUCUUCGCCAACCAAGGAGACGCUCUUGGCUUCGACCUGAUGGCUUUCAAUAUACAGCGCGGGCGUGACCACGGGCUGCCUGCCUACGUCACGUGGCGGCAGGCGUGUGGCCUCAGCGUGCCCUCAUCCUUCGGGGGCCUCGCUGCCAUCAUGCCCGCGCCCUACAUUGAUGUAUUCGCUUCCACCUACAGGUUUGUGGAGGACAUAGACCUGUUCCCCGCGGGCCUGGCGGAGAACCCAGCCCCCGGUAGCCUGCUAGGACCCACCUUCUCUUGCCUCCUGACGCAGCAGUUCUUCAACGUCAAACACGGCGAUAGAUAUUGGUACCAGAACCCCAACCAGCCCCGCCCCUUCACACCAGAGCAGCUGGACAGUCUGGGUAGGGUGACGCUGGCCGGCAUCAUGUGUAGCCACCUGCGCCUCACACACCUGCAGCCACACGUGUUCCUCGCCGCCUCCUACACUGAAAAUCCAAUCCUUCCAUGCUCGCAGUACAACCAACUAGAUUUUAGCGCCUGGAGGGACACAACCACGCCCACCCCAGGCCCCAUCACCCCAGGCCCCAUCACCCCAGGCCCCAUCACCCCAGGCCCCAUCACCCCAGGCCCCAUCACCCCAGGCCCCAUCACCCCAGGCCCCAUCACCCCAGGCCCCAUCACUCCAGGACCAAUUCCCACUCCCUUCCCCAGCCCCGUGGAGUGCAUGGCCGUGGGCAUCUGGGCGGUGCUGCCGGGGAUGAACGAAUGGUGCUUCCUCAACUGUCUGCACCACCCCUCCUACUGCCCCCCCUCCCACUGCAUCUGCCACCCCCGUCCCUCCUUCUCCAACCAGACGCCCUUCGUUCAGCAACAGUCCACCUACGGCUAGUCACCACACGGCGUCGUUCCCCCGCCAUCAUCAUCAUCAGCAGCAGCAGCAGCAGCAGCCUCCAUCGUUCAUCACCACUAUAACCGUUGCCAUUGUUAGGUCAUCGUAUUCAUAAUGACUUGCUCUAUUUGGUUCUUUUUAAUGGGUUUGUUCCUUCUGGGUAUUUUGAUUUUUGUUCGGGGUUUCGUAUAUCAGAUUUCUGUAGUAAUUUUCAGUGUUCUUAAUAAAAGAGCCUAAGAGACUCAUUUUCUUGGUUCUUUUUAAUUUUUCUUGGUUUUCUUUUUUGUGUUCUUAAUAAAGGGGCCAAAGAGACUCAUUUUCUUGGUUCUUUAUAAUUUUUCUUGGUUUUUCCUUUAGGCGUUUUCAGUUUAAGGAGCGUCCAUUACUAGUGUAAGAAUUUUUUUUGUUUACUUCCUCUUCGUCUCUCAAAUCUCUUAGAAAUUUGAAAGGUACGUUAUAUUGUAUCGCCAGCUUUAUCCCGUGUCCAGUUCUGUGGCUCCUAACAAUCCAUUAUGGGUUCGAGAAGUAUAAUCUAUUACUCUUAUAUUCUUAUUACUAUUACUCUCAUUCUUGUUACUAUUAUUACUUUUUUUUAUAUCUUUACUUUUAUAUUCUUGUCACUAUUACUCAUAUUCUUGUCUCUUACUUUUUCAUAUUCUUGUCACUAUUACUCAUAUUCUUGUCUCUAUUACUUUUUCAUAUUCUUGUCACUAUUACUCAUAUUCUUGUCUCUUACUUUUUCAUAUCUACCUUGUAACAGAAUUCGCUUUGGGUGAGGGAAGUCUAAUGGAUUACUCUUCAGUUUUGUUGUGGCUUGGCUUGGUAAACUCCAGGGUUGUGUGUACAGGACUGUGUAAAGACGUAACGAUCACCUGGUGUAAAUAUUUAAUUACGUUAAUUGUACAUAAUUCAUAUAUCUGAGUCACCUGAGUUUUGGUUUUGAUCGGACCAGGUACCGUGUGUAUUUGGACAGGUGUAAGACAGGUAAAUUACAGGUAUGAGUAUGAUGUGUACCGGAGUUUUGCUGUUGGUCAUCUCCAGGCAAACUGUAUAUAGAUGGACAGGUAUUUUACAGGUGCAAGAAGUCUACCUUGGCCGUGAUCGGAACAGGUGCUGACAGGUGGUCUCUUGUAAUUAACCCUAUUCUUACCUGUGCGUCGUAACCAAUGUGCUUAAGUUAUCAUGUUUUCAGAAAAGACAAAUAGCUUUAUUUUCUGAUCAACUUUUACCUGAGUCAUCUUGUAAUUAACCUUUCCAUUGCCUGAAACUUGAUGUCAUUGUCAGUAUGCUUAAAAUAAUAUAGACGAUUUAAGAGGAGCUAUUGCCAGGUGAGUGAAUCCAAUUAACCUGAAUUCACUUGUAAUUAACUUAUCUUAUGUUUAACUUAUCUCUUACCUGAAGCCUUACCUGUGAAUCGUUACCAAUAUGCUUAAAAUAACGUAUAUGAUAUAAGAGUAGCUAUUGCCAAGUGAGUGAAUCUUCCAAUUAACCUGAAUUCACUUGUAAUUAACUUCUCUCUUACCUGAAGCCUUACCUGUGAAUCAUUAUCAAUGCAUAACCAACAUACGGUGUAGGAACAGGUACUGACAGGUAAACUAGUGUAUUGUAAUUAACCUGUAUUUCCUGUACCUGUUUUGUUAUCGCUCAGCUUAACUUAUUUAUUCCCAUUUAAUGCAAUAUAUAACUCCCGCCUAUGCAAACUGGUGCCUUCAGAUAACGUGAGUCAGGGCGUUAGAAAGACAAGGUGUGAUAAGCAGUCACGAGUCAGUCUUUCACCUGCAGACGCUUGUGUGUAAUAAAUGUUGAAUAUU
This is a messenger RNA of Scylla paramamosain (green mud crab), 4748 nucleotides long. RefSeq names its product chorion peroxidase-like. The transcript has 14 exons. Lineage: Eukaryota; Metazoa; Arthropoda; Malacostraca; Decapoda; Portunidae. The record is from RefSeq and is a predicted model, not a curated record. Bases 121 to 2937 code for a protein of 938 amino acids. Gene Ontology annotation, molecular function: heme binding; peroxidase activity. Gene Ontology annotation, biological process: response to oxidative stress.